AUGGUCAAUCAGCAAAAUUUAUUACAAGUGUAUAAGCAAUUGAUAAAGGCAAUUGUCAAAAAUGAUAGAAGAAGUAAAAUAAUCCAAAGAGCGAAUGAAAUUAGCAAAGAGAUAUCAUUGUUGAGUUAUCAAAAGAUCAAUCUAUUGAGACAACCUAGUAAUGAAGAUACUAAGGCUAAAUUGUCUAAAUUAAGAAGUGUUCAAGAAAUUGAUUCAAAAAUUAACAAGCUAAAAGCAGAAGAUCCAAAGUGUGAUAAAAAUAUGCUUUAUAUUUCUAAUAGCAUGAAAACCGACAUAAGAGAAGAUAUGAAAGCAAUUUUGAUAAAAGAAAAUGAUAGACAAAUCAAUCGCAAAUUAAAUAAUUUCAUUGACAUAGCGGCUUUUUUAAAUAAUCAAAGAGAAUAUGAUGAAUUAAUUGAAAGAUAUAACUUAGGAUCAAGAGGUUUAACGCAAGAUGAAGUAGUGAAGAGAACAGCUAAUAAAGUUGGGUUAGAUGUUCCACUAUAG
This is a messenger RNA of Vanderwaltozyma polyspora DSM 70294, 507 nucleotides long. It is a transcript of the gene FMC1, whose product is annotated as Fmc1p. Gene Ontology annotation, cellular component: mitochondrial matrix. The coding region runs from base 1 to 507 and encodes 168 amino acids. Gene Ontology annotation, biological process: mitochondrial proton-transporting ATP synthase complex assembly. The record is from RefSeq and is a predicted model, not a curated record. Lineage: Eukaryota; Fungi; Ascomycota; Saccharomycetes; Saccharomycetales; Saccharomycetaceae. The transcript has a single exon.